UGUUAAAAAUCACAUAAGGUGACACUUUUCAAAGCUGGCCUUUUGGAGUCCACAGCCAAUGAUUCAACUCAGCUGAUCGACAUGACCUCCGAUAAUGUCUGGUUCAAAUAUUUGUUUUUUCGUACCAAGGCGAUGGCGCGUUGCCGUUUUUGCCGUUGUGCUGUUGAUGUUUGCCUAUCUUCUCCUUGAACCGAUGAUCAAAUCAAAUUUGCCGAUUGAUGUCGGAUGUGAAUACGAAAUAAAAGACGUGAUUGUAACGCCAGAAUCACUCGGAGUAGGCCAUUGCCCUAUCUGUUUUGGUCGCAAUGAAUCUAUUUGUGAAGGUGUUAUACACAAUACUGUACGGUUACGCCGUAAAAAGAGGGCUUCAUUGGGAGAUAAGUGGAAACCAAAAGCUCUUGGUAUAUUGAAUAAAGACAGAAUUUCGAUCAAGCAUUUAGGAAAUAUCAGCGAGUUCCACAAGCUUGAUAAUGAAUUGUGUAGUAUGGUGGGAACGGUAAAUGCGCCAUGCGAGAAUGAUGUAGUUCGGAAACCGUUCCUUAAUCUUUCAUCAAUAGAGAGGUAAGUGAUGUUUUAUCAAAUUUUGAAAACUUCACUUUUGAUUGGGAUUUGUUACUAAAUAUUGAUCGAAGUAUCAAAACAAGUGCUAUUGCUACUAUACUAGGUAUUGUACGUCACGCAAUGCAAAACAAAAAUAUUUUUCAAAACAAAUUAUGGAGCUAAUCCAGGCAAAAAAAAAAUGAUGGUCUUAGCAGGAUUAGUGCCUUUUUUAGUGUAAACAAAUAUUGAGUAAUGUCGGAGGUUAAGUGUGACACCUAUUAUACUCUUAAGGAGAGAGUUAAGAGGCUCUCCCCCAAUUACUGAUCAGGAUUACCCAAAGAACCUUCCUUAAUACCGAUCAUUUGGUUGCGCUAAGUAGUUUUAUUGUUUUAAUUAUGGAAGGGCACAGCCUUAAUACACGUUAUAUUUCCUUCCAGUGAUAAUAGAGAUUACAAAGAAUCAAACAAAAUGGCUAGAAAAUCCCAGUUGUGUGUCUCUCUGUGAGUCACUUUAUUUGACAGAAUAGUAUUACAUAUUAUCACUAUAAUUACAUCGCUGGUAGUACCCAUGGGCAAUAUGAAGCAAAUCCUGUGAUCUGUUGAGCUACCUGAGUGGACAAGAUGGGCCCAUCUUGUCUGCUCUUGAUUGCUUGCUUUGGUCCCGUGCUAGAUAGAAUAUUCCUUGGAGAAAACUUACAAAAAGGUUCGUAAUUUUGGGGCAGUGUCGCUGAUAGAGUUGCAAAAAGUGGUUGAAGACAGUCAAAAUAAAGAAAAGGAAAAAGACUCCCAUGGGUUUAUUGAGCUACAAAACAGUUGGCUGUCUUUCCCUUCUCUCGAAAUAAGCAAGUCAUUCUUGAUGCUUAAUGAACUUAAAAAUUAAAUGCAAAAUCUUUUUGCUCUGAAAUAAAUCCUUUAUUGACAAAGCUUUUUUUUGGUAAAGAUGGCUUGAUAUUAGCGUCAUUGUUUUAUGAACCUUGACUUAGUCUCAGUCCAUAAAAAAAACUCAGCAAAUUUCAAGCUAUCUUGACCUCACACUUGAUCAAUAACACAUAAUUAUAUAGUAUGUUCUGAGUGUACUCUCCAAGUACAACUUUAUAACUUAGUUUUUUCAACCCUCAAAAUUGAUGAUAUUUUCAGUUUCAAUGGUGUUAUCUUUCUUAAAUUAACUUAAAUUGAUAAUGAAGAGAAUUUGGUCAAAUGAAGGGGUCCUUGGAAUGAAGUGCUAAGUGACUUCUGAUGCAAAAUUUACCUCUCCCUAUGUUCACAAGAUAAUACCUUACAAUUUUAAAGCCAUUAGGAUAAUUUUGGAGUAUAUCAUGGGCUGUGGGCUUUCUUCUGCACGCUAGACUGCAAGUGUUUUCUUUUUCUCUUGAGGAAGGGUAAGAACUAUUCUCUAGAUGUUGAGCAAAAACUUUGGUUAGAAAAGAUAGGGAUGAGAUGCAGCGUAGACUAUGCUCAAUUAAUUCUGGCUCAUGCAUCUUAUUUCCUUACACCUCUAGGAACAUGUUACGCCUCUAGGAACAUGAAAACUCGAUACUUCUCUUUGUCUCUCAGUGUACCCCUUCAGAUAAAAAUCCUGAUGCUGACAAUUUUUUUUUCUCAUCAUCUGUUAGUUUGUAUUGUUGUAGUAAAGAGAGGUUACAUAUACAAGUUAAUGAUUCCUUAUUGUUGAAGGUUAAAACAAUUAUGUUUUAAUUUACAGUGUAAUGAAGGAAACCAUGUACUGUCCAUCAGAGAGAUUCAUCUCCAAAGUUAAAAAUAUUUAUAUAGGAGAGAAAUUACAAAAGAGCCAAAACAGUCUUAGAACUUUGCAACUUACUUCCACACUUUAUGUGAACCAGGAACCCAUAAUUUUUCAGGUGAGCAAAUUCUAUCCAUGAAUGUUUGCAGCCUUUUUCUCUCGUUCUUUAACAAACUGUCCAAAGUUUUUGCAUUCUCUAACAAAACUUGUUCAAAGUUGUGGGCCAAAAUACAAUUUAUGUCUAAUGCUAGGAUCAACAAUACCCAAAUCAUUCUUUGAAAGGGAAAUUAACAAAAUACAGUGGAAAAAGACAAUCAUUGUUCUUAAAAUCCUCAUGGUUUUAAUUUUAGUGAAUCAAUUGUGAUUGACUAAGAUAUUUUCUUCUUUUUUUUUUUGUAGGUUUUUCCUUCUGAAAAGGGCUGGCCUUUCCCCAAAUUCUACGGAGCUUGUGGUAGAGUGAUUAUAGUUGAGGAUGCAGGACUUCCUCUUGAUUAUUUUUUGUCAUAUCCCUGGAUAGAGAGAGCAAAGCUGGCCCUUGCAGUAAUCAAGAUUGCAAAGCAGCUGUCAAAUAAUCCAGAAGAUUGGGGAUUGUAUAUGACAGAGAUAGCACUGGAUAAUUUUGCCGUAUCAAAUGGAACAGUGAAACUUGAAGAUGCAGAUGGAAUUUUAGUCGCUGAUCUAUCAGGUUCAGGUAUCAAAGGUAAGGUUAGCAAUACUGUGUAAUUUUGUUUUUGAAUUCUUUUACGUACUAAGAAAAUUUGGUUCUAUCAACUGACAAAGUACUAAUCCACUCUAGUGUAUUAAACCAAAAUUAUCUUGUGUCCUCUCCCUAUGAUGCAGUACCACAGUUUCUUGAGAAACUUGCCCCCUUUAUUAAUUUUUCUUUCAAAUACCAACUUACUGGUGAGAAGAGCAAUAACAGACAAUAGAUUUUUUAGGGUCAGUUAAUGAACAAUCUAGAUUGAAUGUAGGGGCUACAUGGUGAAAUGCAUUUUGACCCCUCUAUCCCUGGGGUAACUAAGGAGUACUAUCUUCUUUUGAUAUCCAUACACUAUCAAACUUAUGGGUGAUAUGAAUAAGGAAAUAAAAGAUAAAGUAGGGGUUAUCAUCUAUUUAAAACUAAAUUCUUGGAACUAACAUAGUAAGAAAUGUACUGAUAACAGACAGAAAGGAGAGUUGCUGAUAAAUUAGAAACAUCUAGAAAUAGAACCUUACCAUGACUUGUGCUAACUCUAUUUUAUAGCCGAAAGAGAAAAGACUGUGGAUGUUUGUGACUGGGAAGAGACAAACUGCUUGUCCUCACACCCGGCUGAGCUCUGCAGAGGAGUCAUACGAGAUCAAAAUUAUUAUGCAGUCUGCCGCAGUGUGUUAUCAGAUAUAGGAAGUGGAAAAGGACUGUUACACUCCCCUCCUGAAGAAGGGGAUUUUAACAAUUUGCUCCAGGAGGCACUGACAGAAUGUGUUACAGCACAAACAUUAAAACGAAAAGAAGCUCUUGAUCUGGUAGUGAGUUUACUUCAGAAGCAAAUUGAAACAUGAUAAAAUGCUUAAGCAUGAUAUUCAUAGUAAACAGGUAGCUGCAAUAAUUUAACUUCUUAUCCUUUCCAAACUCAAUUGUUAUUGUGCCUUUUCAUUAACAGGAGACCUGUUAAUUGACCUUUCCUUUGUGGAAUUGUUAGGAUGUAAGUGUGAUAUUUCACAGGGCUACCAGCAUUCUAAGACCACUUUCCUUGUGUGCUGAUUGACAAUUUUGUUUGUCUCUGCUUUCAAAUGUCAGAAACAUUUAUUUAACCCUUUAACUGCUAAGAGUGACUAGCAUCUAAUUUCUCCUUAAAAGCUCAACCCUGAAUUACACAUUAAGGUAAAAAGAUUGAAGGAAAUUAUCACUAACUAAAGAAACUCUUGAAUGUUAGGUAAAUUCUCCUUGUCAGCACCUUAGGAAAUGUAUAGAGAACAGUAUGGAGAAUAUGCAUACUGAUGUAAGGUUGUAAAGGGUUUGUGGUUGCUGGGUGGUAGACACUUUUGUGAUGAGUGCAUCCUAAGACCAAAACUGACUGACCUACCACUGACAGUGAUUCAGAACAACUUUCAACUUCACAUGGAGCCAAUGGAAAACUCAUAGGAAAGGCAUGUUAACUAUGUAAAGGAGCAAAGAAUAUCAAAGCACCAGUGCAAAAUUAUCAUUUUCAACACUCAAUCUACCUGCAGUGCAGCUCAAAGAUAAGGGGACCAAAAUGUGCCCACUUAGAACUAGUCUAAGACCAGAUGCAGACUAGUCUUGACAGACAAAGCAGACGCAUCUAACAGUAGAUGCAUCUGCUUAAUAAGUAUGUUAAUGAGCUAGCUGAUUGUUUUCUCUAUUGUGGAAUGAUUAUUGUUUAUUUCAAAGGGCAUUGUGUUUAAUAUAACUGCUGGUGUUUUAUAUAACGCUUUUUGUUUCAGUGUUCUCUGGAAUCUUUAUAUAUUAUUAUAAGUGGAACACUUACUAUUUGUGGUAAUAUAUAUAAGUUAUUUAAGUAAACUUAACUCUCAAGACAAUGGCACAACUAUUAAUAUGACACCCUGUUUACCAAAUUAUUUGGAUGCAAUAGGGUCAUAUUUACAUGUCAUUGAGCAAUUUCUUAAGACAGACAUUCAUUCAUACUUGGUAUAAUUAUAGAACACUUUGGACAAGCAUCCAGUCUGUGCUUAAGUCUCAAUUAUUGUUAUAUAUUUUGUAAUAGACAGAGUAACCAAUGAAAUAAUAUUAACUGGUUACCUUCAAAUAAGAUGUUGUUUAAUUUUUUUGGCAGGAUGAACAGUUUUUUGCGACCCCUUAUGUGCCAAAUGAAUGGUAAAUAAUUAGGAAUUUUUUGACAUGCAGAUGAAAUGUAUUUACUGUUAUUUAUUGUUAAAGUAAUGAUAGAAUUAAUUGAAAUUUGUUUGCUUUUAUGAGCUACUUAGUAGCCAGAGUAGAUAUCCGUUUAAAGUUCAUAUGGAAUUAUAGAGAAUUAGCUUAUAUCUUCGAGAAAUAAUAAUUAAAUAAUAAUUAAAAUAAACAUUAAUAAAAACAAGAUAGUGCAAAAAAAAGGAAAUAGUGUAUAUAUAUAUAUAUACACACAUACACACAUACAAGAUCUACAAUAACCGUG
This is a messenger RNA of Pocillopora meandrina, 5411 nucleotides long. Lineage: Eukaryota; Metazoa; Cnidaria; Anthozoa; Scleractinia; Pocilloporidae. The record is from the annotation of a GenBank genome assembly.